AUGAGUUCUCACAGCUUUAUCAGCGAUGGUCCCACCCACCUCGCGGUUCGAGCCCAGCAAUGCCCAGUGAUGAGCGAGGCCAUCGCUUCUCAUCCCGAGACUGCCGUACAAGCUGCUCCGGCAAUGUCGAGUGCUGCAGGAAACUUUCUAUUCGGCUCUGGCCCAGCGCAGCUUGCUGCUUCCAACCGCCUCGGCACUGCUAGCCCUCGUCCUUCGGUCUGUCCAUUCGCUGCCAGUGCCACCUUCAACCCUCACUUAGCCAACCAGCAGCAAACUCGUGGCUACGUCGCACGCACCGAGUCGCCCUUCGCGAGCAUUGUGCCCAACGACCGCAUCGACCGCAUCCACGCUCAAGAAGGCAUCCGCACUGGAGGCAUUGGGGACGUGGAGAGAUGCCCCCACACGAAGGCGCUAGCUGCUGCUGCAGCUGCUGAGAAAGCUGCUGCCUUUGCCGCUGAGGGUCGCUCCUCCUUCCGCGCCGAUGCUGUCAAGAAGAAGACCAAGCAGACCCGCACUCCAGGCAGCGGUAUGGGUAUUCCACCCACGCCACAGCCCAAGCAGGCGCCAGGCUUCGACUAUGAGCAAUUCUACCACCGCAACAUCAUGGCGAAGCACGCGGACAAGUCUUACCGCUACUUCAACAACAUCAAUCGUUUGGUCGACCGUGCGCCUCGUGGACAUCUUCAAGACGAGACCCAGGAGAUCACCGUCUGGUGCUCCAACGACUACCAGAACAUGAGUCGUCAUCCCAAGGUGCUCGAGGAGAUGUCCAAGACGCUCGCCAAGUACGGUGCAGGAGCUGGUGGCACGCGAAACAUUGCUGGCCACAAUCAGCACGUCGAGCAUAUCGAGGCCACUAUCGCAGAGCUUCACCGCAAGGAGGCCGCGCUGGUAUUUGGCUCAUGCUACGCGGCCAACGAUGCCACCUUGUCGAUUCUGGGCUCCAUGCUUCCGAAUUGCGUCAUCUUCUCGGACAGCUCCAACCACGCGUCCAUGAUCCAAGGCAUCCGCCAUUCGGGCGCGAAGAAGGUCAUCUACAAGCACAACGAUAUGGCAGACCUUGAGGCAAAGCUGCAAGCUAUACCUGUAGACACUCCCAAGCUCAUCGCCUUCGAGUCCGUCUACAGCAUGUGCGGCACGGUUGGACCCAUCGAGAAGACGAUCGAGCUCGCGGAGAAGUAUGGUGCCAUUACUUUCCUCGAUGAGGUGCACGCUGUUGGCAUGUACGGGCCUCGCGGUGCAGGUGUCGCUGAGCACCUGGACUGGGACGUUCAGAUGCGUGGCGGUGCCUCUGCUCAAGGUGGCAAGCCGACAAUCAUGGACCGCAUCGACAUCAUCACUGGUACGAACGGUAAAGCCUUCGGUGUCGUGGGCGGGUACAUUGCCGGCUCCUCCCGCUUUGUGGACAUGAUCCGCUGCUUUGCUCCUCAGUUCAUCUUCUCGACCACGCUGCCGCCUGCAGUACUGACUGGAGCUCGUACCGCCAUUGA
Molecule: messenger RNA, 1490 nt
Organism: Ceraceosorus bombacis
Lineage: Eukaryota; Fungi; Basidiomycota; Exobasidiomycetes; Ceraceosorales; Ceraceosoraceae
Source: the annotation of a GenBank genome assembly